CGCCGCCGCCGCCCGAUGGCGAGGCCCCGGGAUUGCCUGCCCCGCCUGAUGGUGACGAUCCGGUCCCUGCUCUUCUGGUCCCUGGUCUACUGCUACGGUGGGCUCUGCGCCUCCAUCUCCCUGCUCAAACUUUUGUGGAGCAUCGGCAAGGGACCUGCGCAGACCUUCCGGCGGGUCGCCCGGGAACACCCUCCUGCGUGCUUGAGCGACCCCUCCUUGGGCACCCACUGCUACGUGAGGAUCAAGGAUUCGGGGUUAAGAUUUCAUUAUGUUGCUGCCGGAGAAAGAGGCAAACCACUUAUGCUGCUACUUCAUGGAUUUCCAGAAUUCUGGUAUUCUUGGCAUCACCAGCUAAGGGAAUUUAAAAGCGAAUACCGAGUUGUAGCCCUGGAUUUGAGAGGCUAUGGAGAAACAGAUGCUCCCAUUCAUCGAGAGCAUUAUAAAUUGGACUUUUUAAUUACAGAUAUAAAGGAUAUUUUAGACUCAUUAGGAUAUAACAAAUGUGUUCUUAUUGGCCAUGACUGGGGCGGCAUGAUUGCUUGGCUAAUUGCCAUCUGUUAUCCGGAAAUGGUGAUGAAGCUUAUUGUUAUUAACUUCCCUCAUCCAAAUGUAUUUACAGAAUAUAUUUUACGACAUCCUGCCCAGCUGUUCAAAUCCAGCUAUUAUUACUUCUUCCAAAUACCAUGGUUCCCAGAAUUUAUGUUCUCGAUAAAUGAUUUCAAGGCUUUGAAACAUCUGUUUACCAGUCAUAGCACUGGCAUUGGAAGAAAAGGAUGUCGAUUAACAACAGAAGAUCUCGAAGCUCAUAUUUAUGUAUUUUCCCAGCCUGGAGCAUUAAGUGGUCCAAUUAACCAUUACCGAAAUAUCUUCAGCUGCCUGCCUCUCAAACAUCACAUGGUGACCACUCCAACACUACUACUGUGGGGAGAGAAAGACGCAUUUAUGGAGGUUGAGAUGGCUGAAGUCACAAAGAUUUAUGUUAAAAACUAUUUCAGGCUAACUAUUUUGUCAGAAGCCAGUCAUUGGCUUCAGCAAGAACAACCUGACAUAGUGAACAAAUUGAUAUGGACAUUUCUAAAAGAAGAAACAAGAAAAAAAGAUUGA
Pteronotus mesoamericanus is the source of this 1104-nucleotide messenger RNA. It is a transcript of the gene EPHX4, whose product is annotated as epoxide hydrolase 4. Gene Ontology annotation, molecular function: hydrolase activity. The record is from RefSeq and is a predicted model, not a curated record. NCBI's taxonomy places the organism in Eukaryota, Metazoa, Chordata, Mammalia, Chiroptera, Mormoopidae. Bases 16 to 1104 code for a protein of 362 amino acids. The transcript is spliced from 7 exons.